GUGGGUUUUGUCUUAGUUUAACAAACUUUUAUUUUCCACUUUAUUUCAGUAUUUAGAAGAUUGACAGGGAGGGUAUGUAGUUAUAGAAUGCUGAAAUGUGAAAACAUUUCUAUUUUGACGAUGGACCCAAUUUCUUUCCCAAAGAUACCUGAUUCCCCAGAAGAAAAUGGUUGCAAUGAUUGGACUUAUGCAAUGAGAAGAGAUAUGCAAGAAAUGGUUCCUGGCUUAUACUUGGGUCCAUAUGCUGCAGCAAUGAAAUCAAAGCUAGCAGUGCUACAGGGUUACGGCAUCACACACAUUGUUUGUAUCCGACACACUCUCGAGUCACACUUUAUCAAGCCAAACUUUCAGGAUUAUUUCAGGUAUUUGGUAUUGGAUGUUGCUGAUACAGUUACAGAGAAUAUUAUACGCAUACUUCCAAAAGUUAGAGACUUCAUUGAGGAAUGUUUCGCUAAAAAAGGCAAGGUGCUUAUACAUGGGAAUGCUGGGAUAUCGAGAAGUGCAACUCUGGUUAUAGCAUAUAUAAUGGAACAAUAUGGACUUUCUUAUAUGGAUGCCUUUUCCUAUGUCCAGCAGAGGAGGUUUUGUAUUAACCCGAAUCAGGGAUUUGCUCAACAGUUAAGGGAAUAUGAACCCAUCUACAAAGCCAACCUAUCUUUAAGAAAUGGUCACUCUUCUCAGGGCAAUGGUCUUUUGAAGCGGAAAUAUGAGCAAGAUGAUGAAAGUAUGGACACUGAUUCUUCAAGUCACAUGAAACUGACAUGA
Messenger RNA from Owenia fusiformis, 765 nucleotides. The record is from the annotation of a GenBank genome assembly. NCBI's taxonomy places the organism in Eukaryota, Metazoa, Annelida, Polychaeta, Sabellida, Oweniidae.